Molecule: messenger RNA, 1953 nt
Organism: Rhopilema esculentum
Lineage: Eukaryota; Metazoa; Cnidaria; Scyphozoa; Rhizostomeae; Rhizostomatidae
Product: malate synthase
Biological process (GO): glyoxylate cycle
Cellular component (GO): cytoplasm; peroxisomal matrix
Molecular function (GO): malate synthase activity
Source: RefSeq, a predicted model, not a curated record
ACAUCAAGUAUCUGCUGCCGAAUUUUCUUCUGUUGUCCAUUCACAUCCCUGUGCCAUCGAACAACAGGUUUCAGUGUUAAGAAGAAGUCAGAGAUCAAGCAAUCUUCUCUCCAUUUGGCUGUAUUUUGUCACUUGAGAAAGCAACAUGGCACUUCCCAAAGGAUUGAGUGUCAUUGGACCUAUGCAUGGUGGAUUUGACACCAUAUUGACAUAUGAUGCUUUAGAAUUUCUUGCUCAGCUUCACAGAAAGUUUGAUGGCACAAGAAGGUCUUUAAUGGCUGCUCGGGAAACCCUGCAGAAGCAGAUUGAUGCUGGUCAGCCAAUAAAGUUCCCAGUUGCUGACCAUUGUCUAUCAUGGUCUGUUGCACCUAUACCUCAAGAUCUUCAAAGAAGACAUGUAGAAAUAACAGGCCCAACUGAUAGAAAAAUGGUUAUCAAUGCACUAAACAGUGGUUCUGACAUGUUCAUGGCAGAUUUUGAAGACUCUUUGUCUCCUACAUGGAAAAAUUCUAUUGAAGGUCAGAUUAACAUGUUGGCUGCAAACAAGAGAACCAUAGAAUUCAAAAACCCAGAUGGCUCAAUACGUAAGCUGAAAGAUCAAACUGCCUGUUUGCUGGUAAGAGUCCGUGGCUGGCAUCUAGACGAGAAACAUAUAAUCUGUGAUGAUAAACCAAUGGCUGGUGCACUUGUUGAUUUUGGCCUGUACUUUUUUCACAACGUGGCAGUUCGAUUGGCAAAUGGGACAGCACCUUAUUUUUAUCUUCCCAAAAUGGAAAGCAGAUUUGAGUGCAGAUUGUGGAACGAAAUUUUCCAAUUUGCAGAGGAUUAUAUGAAAGUUAAAAGAGGGACGAUACGAGCGACAAUUAUGGUAGAGACAUUACUCGCGGCUGUCGAAAUGGAGGAAAUGCUUUACGAAUUAAGAGAUUACGCUUGUGGAAUGAAUGCUGGUCGAUGGGAUUACAUCUUCAGCGCCAUCAAAAGGCUACAAAGCAAACCUGAAGCAGUCUUCCCAGAUCGCAAACUAGUGACUAUGACCGUACCAUUUAUGAAGGCAUACACCGAUCGCCUCGUGAAAGUUUGCCACUCGCAUGGUGCUAGCGCAAUGGGUGGAAUGUCGGCGUUUAUUCCUAGCAGACGCGACCCAGAAGUGAAUAGAAUCGCCAUCGAACAAGUGACUACGGACAAAGAGAGAGAAGUCGUUGAUGGCUUUGAUGGAACUUGGGUCGCACAUCCAGACUUGGUUAAAUUAGCUAGAGAUAUAUUCGUCAAAGGACUCAACGGAAAAGACAACCAAAUUGAAAAGAAAAGAGAUGACGUCAUUGUAUGCGUAGAUGACUUGAUCACUAUCAAAGUUGAGAAUGGGUUCGUGUCUGAAGCUGGGGCGAGGCUGAACAUAUCAGUCGCAUUGCAAUACCUGAACAGCUGGUUACAGGGUGUUGGUGCUGUUGCCAUCAAUAACUUGAUGGAAGAUGCGGCAACUGCUGAAAUCUCUCGCGGCCAGCUUUGGCAAUGGCUCCGACAUAAGACCAAACUGAAUGACGGACGGACCUUUUCUGUAGAUUUGUACAACCAGUUCUGUAGCGAAGAGCUCGAGAAGCUUGGAGGCAAGGACAAACAGAAAUUUGGCCAUGCGGCUACGCUUUUGAAUAAACUCAUUCUUUCUCCGUCAAUGGAUGAAUUCCUCACACUGUCCGCUUAUGAAGUCCUUACUCAAGAUUCAGCGAAAUUGUAAGUGGAAAAGUACAACUAUUAUUGAGCUGAAGCUUAUGGUAAUAUUCAUUGCAGUAUUGGGCAGUCAAGGGACAAUAAAUUGGGACCAUGUUAUGUCUAAAGAUUCAAGCCCAUGCUUUUAUUUAUUAGCUGAUCUAUUACUCUGAUGAAUUAGCUUAUGCUUAGCAAGUCGUUGGUAUGUAUUUUGUAAUAAUUAUUUUUCUUGGGAUGAGAUUCACCAUA